Molecule: messenger RNA, 1563 nt
Organism: Ruditapes philippinarum (Manila clam)
Lineage: Eukaryota; Metazoa; Mollusca; Bivalvia; Venerida; Veneridae
Product: glutamate receptor ionotropic, kainate glr-3-like
Exons: 7
Coding region: 6-1097 (363 amino acids)
Cellular component (GO): membrane
Molecular function (GO): ligand-gated monoatomic ion channel activity
Source: RefSeq, a predicted model, not a curated record
UUGAUAUGGUUGUAGGUGAUAUUGCAAUAACAAACGACCGAGAAAUGGUCAUGGAUUUCACAUUCCCAUUUUACUUUGGCUUUAGCACUGUACUUCUUAAACGAUUGAGUAAUGAAAACAACAACUGGCGAAAACUAGCCGAUCCCUUGAAGUGGCAGGUUUAUGUACUUGUCAUCGCCACACUUUUACUUGGGUCCAUUAUUAUGAUGAUCUUGGAACGUUACAACCCGUACUAUACAACUGCGUUAAAGUCACAUCCAUCUGUUCACAAUUGUUUGAAGAACAGAUGCGGAUUCAUGUCAUUUUAUGGGUCUAUUUCUGGUCUGGGUUUGAUUUUAUUGAAUGAAGGCCAUACUGCUGACCAUGAGCCUAAGUCGAUAACUGGCAGGACAUUCUUCUGUGGAUGGUGUUUGUUUUGUUUGGUAAUCUAUGGAACGUACUGCGGAAAUCUCAUAGCUUGCUUGUCUGUAGUUAAAGAAAUUAAACCAUUUAAUUCGUUGAGUGAAAUGCUCCAACAAUCUGAUAGAUACACGUGGGGAACAAUAGGUGGAACACUCUGGGAACAGAAAUUCAUGACAUCCACUGUUCCGAAUUUCAAAGCAAUAGGUGAAGCAAUUAGACGGUUUAAUGAAACAGAUCCAGGUAUACUUAACACCAACAAUGCCUAUCACAUCAAUAAAGUUAAAAAUGAAGACAAUUAUGCGUUUAUCGGUGACGAUGGUUCCAUAACUAAAGCAAUAGCAAAUGACUGUCGACUAACUAAGAUACGAGAAAGAUUUAUAACGCUUACCGAAGCAUUUGGUUUUCCUGACAAUUCCCCUCAUGUAAAAAUAUUUGCUGAUAGGUUGUCGCAAAUGUAUAGCUCCGGUUUGAUAAAAGUCUUGAAAAAGAAGUGGUGGCAAUCGAAGAAACAACAAUGCAGCGACGAAACAACAAAAGCAGAGGCGAAACAAUUGAGAUUGAAACAUGUACAAAGUGCUUUCUAUGUUGCCGCCGGUGGACUAGCUUUAAGUGCAAUUGUGUUUGGGGCAGAAAUCCUCAUUUCAAAGAUUAGACCAUCAUCGAUACAGAGACAUGUGCGUGCAAGAAAAGACUGAAUUAUUUAAAAGAGAAAACGCGUUUAACCUAGUUUAAGACUAUAUUUAAGAAAAUGUUAGAAUUAUUAGAAAAGGAUCAGGAAAACAGGACUAAACAAUUUUUAUUUAUGACAAAAAUAUAAGGCAAAAAUUAAAUGAAAAUUCAAAAAGAUACAAAAUAACCUGGCUGGCGACAUAGCAAAAAGAUGUACAUUAGCAACAAAUGAUUUAUUGAAGAACACGACAGUUUUAAGAUAGGUCUAUAAGUAAUUGGCGAUAUUUCCAGUUGACCAAUACAAGAUGUGAAUUGAACUUUCUAUUUAUUAAAUGUGUUACCAAACAUGACUUGAUGUAUAGAUUUAUCAUCACCAUAUAUUCCAUUGAUCAUAAUUGUGAUUUUAUGCUGUCAUAUCUACUGAAAACGUGCAAAGAAAGAAACCAAAACGUGUUGCUGUUUUCACUUUAUAGUUUCUAUUUCUUUUUUGAC